AUGGCGAAUCACGGCACGAAUUGGACCGCUCUAGGUUUUGCCUACACCGAAUCCAAUAAUAGCGGUGGCGGUGGCCGCGGUGAUGGCGGUGGCCACGGUGAUAGCGGCGGCUGCGGUAACGGUGGUGGCCGCGGAAAUGGCAAUGGUGGCGGAAACGGCGACGAAACAUCGGGUGUCACAAACAAUGGCAGUUAUUUCAAUAUAGGCGGCAAUGACCAAGAGGGUUCCUCAUACUCCCUCAAGGUCAAUAUUCCUAAGAUGAAUGGGAAUAACUAUAAUGAAUGGGCCCAGACAGUUCGCUUGGUAUUGGAUAGCAAAGGGAAGUUGGGUUUUUUAACUGGAGCAGUAGCUGAACCGGCAGUAGGAGACCCUCUUUACCAACAAUGGAAAUCUGAAAACUCCUUGAUUAUUGCGUGGUUGGUAAGCUCUAUGGAAACUGGAAUAGGUAAGCCUUAUAUGUUUUUGCCUUCUGCAAAGGAUGUAUGGGAAGCUGUUAAGGAAACAUACUCUGAUAUUCAAAACUCUUCCCAAAUUUUUGGUUUAAAAUCAAAGUUAUGGCAUGCGAAACAAGGGGACAUGAAUGUUACUGCUUAUUACAAUGAGUUGUUGACCCUUUGGCAAGAGUUGGAUCUAUGUUAUGAUGACAAUUGGAGGUGUACAGAAGAUAGUGUUUUGUUUCUCAAAAGACAAGAAAAUGAUCGCGUCUUCAUGUUUCUCGCUGGGCUCAAUAAAGACCUUGAUGAGGUAAGAGGUAGAGUUUUAGGAAAAAUACCAUUGCCAACUCUUCGUGAAACUUUUGCAGAAAUAAGAAGGGAGGAGGCACGACAAGGUAUUAUGAUGGGCAAAACACCACGAAGCUCUGAAUCUGAAGGCUCAGCUUUGGCUACUAGGAACCUUGACGAGGAAAAAAGGGUAGACAAAGUUCCUUGGUGUGACCACUGUAAGCGUGAAUGGCAUACACGUGAAACCUGUUGGAAGCUCAAAGGGAAACCUCCUAACUGGAAGAAGAAAGGUGGUCGUGCAUUUCAGGCUAGUAAUUCUGAUCAAGGGCAGCAAAUUUCUUCACCGCAGCUUCCACUCACUACAGAACAACUAGACAGACUGUACAAACUCCUCGAGUCUCCAACUCCUUCUUGCUCUAUAGCAACAAAAGGUAACCAAAAAAUAAAAAUUGCAGAUGGCUCUUUUUCAGCCAUUGCAGGAUUUGAACUCGGGGAAGAUGAUUGA
Messenger RNA from Vicia villosa (hairy vetch), 1227 nucleotides. RefSeq lists its product as uncharacterized. The coding region runs from base 1 to 1227 and encodes 408 amino acids. The transcript has 3 exons. The record is from RefSeq and is a predicted model, not a curated record. Lineage: Eukaryota; Viridiplantae; Streptophyta; Magnoliopsida; Fabales; Fabaceae.